This is a messenger RNA of Physella acuta, 2685 nucleotides long. RefSeq lists its product as uncharacterized. Lineage: Eukaryota; Metazoa; Mollusca; Gastropoda; Physidae. Gene Ontology annotation, cellular component: cytosol. The record is from RefSeq and is a predicted model, not a curated record. Gene Ontology annotation, molecular function: transmembrane receptor protein tyrosine kinase adaptor activity; fibroblast growth factor receptor binding.
ACCUCCGAGGGGUACAGCGGAUUAUUUAUUUAUUUAUUUUAACAUUACUGGGAUACUAAAGGAAAGACCACAAUGCCUGACUUCCGAAUCUUUCACGUCAGUGACGGUAUCCCCGUGGCCGAGUCAAUGAUCACCAAAUUUUCCGGAGACCGGUACAACCUGACGGUGGACCUGUACGACCUACAGCGCCGCUCGUCUUCCCAGACCAGCCUGGCCAACAUGACAAAAGCGGACAUCUCGGUGCUCCUGGUCACCCCUGGCAUGCUCAAGUACUUGAACACAACCACGGAGGACGAGAGGCCCUCUUUCACCACACACCUGGGUGCUGGCAGCAAGCCUGUCGCUGUUGGCUGCUUUGUGGCAGUUGAAGAAAUCCAAAAGCAAGUCUCCAUCAUAUUUAACAACAGUGACCUCACCUGGCGCUACCUGGAGGUGGGGGAGACCCGUGAAUCAUUCAACCAAUGCAUGAUCAGUUUGAUAUCAGCGCUGGAGGAAGAGCAUGUGUACAUGCCCAUACCAAAGUUAAAGAAGUGUCACAUUUUGCCCAACAAGCCAGUUUUGGCUGGCGACGUCAGAUUUAUCCUACUAGAGGACAAGCUACCUGAGAAUGUUGAUGGAUCUAAACUCACUCUACGUUUGGAGAACGGACAUGAGAUUAUCGCCCACAAGUUUUCUGAAUGUCUUUAUGAAUUUAAUGUCCCAGCAAGUUCCCAGAAUUCAGUCGCCAUUGAGAUAUUCACAAACGAAGGAGCAUCAUUAGGAACAGAUGAAAUAAAUUACCGCAACAAAGCGCACCUGCUGUCGUCCCUCCUGCUGGACCUGAUUAACCCCAUAGAGUUCAUGUGUCAAGCCCUGCAGCUGGAUGAGAUCUCCGCCGAGGCCCUGGACGAGAAGCUGGCCAGCUGGUUCAAGUUCAAGGUCCACGUCAAGACCAUGUCUGAAGCUCAGCGUAUCAUGAUGGGCUGGAUCGAGUCCAUUAGCUGUGAGAGUGGCUCUAUGCUGAAUUCCUACCAAGAGCUGCCUACACUGCUUCAUAUGUCAGCCAAGUUCAACCUGUACGCUGUGGCUGAAAACCUUCUCAGACAUCCGUGGGCCUCCAUGGCUUUAGGGAUACGUAACAAGGAUGGCUUUACGCCAGAAGAAAUUGCUGCAAAUUAUAAUCAUCAAAACUUGGCGCAGCUGUUCAGGUCUGAGAUAGAGUUUUUACAGACAGCUUCAUACGAUGAUGAGAUGUACAUGACAAUGUCUGCAGAAUACUCCAACCCUACCGAAUUAUUAUUCCGUGGAUUAAGAGGACCUAGCCAUACAAUUCUUCUUGAUAUGGCCCAAGAUACUAGCAGAAAAACAAGAAAACAGAGUCAGAAUUCCAUGAGUUCUAUUGGAGAAGAAAGCAACAGUUUGGAAAAAGAGAGUUCAAGCCUUUCUCCACCACCUGUGUUUAUUCAAAGAAAACUGGCACCAACACCAGUUGAUAAAACUACCUAUGGGCAGACAACUCUCAAGUCACCAGAGGGUGGAGCAACUGAAUCUACACCCAGCAACCUGCUGGAACAAUCAGCAUUCUCUCCCCUAUCCAAUGGAAUCAGGGUCUCGGCCAAGACGGUAGUCCAUCACAGAUAUCAUAGCUUGGACUCUGAUCCCCCCUCCACAUCCUCGUCAGGGUCUCCCAGCACCACAGAUAAGUUGUCCUCCCAACAGAGAGCAACAUUAGACAGAAGCACGUCCAAAUCAUCGAGGUCUUCUAAUGAAUCUUCUGGUAGGCCAGGCACACCUCCCAGGUUGGCCCAAAAUUUGAAGCUCUUCAUGGCGCAGGGUAGAAAAAAAGAUCCUGAGCAAUCACAAGAAUCUCAAAAGAAAUCUAAGAAAAAAGAAAUAUCAUUCGCCAACCCGCUGUCAAGGGCCUACUCUGUUCAGAAUAUUUCUGCCCCAUCCAAGUCUAGGAGAUCUAGCGUGACAGAGCUAGUUGAUGACUCCAGGCUGACAACUAGCCAGAGUAUGACCUGGCUGGUUGAGGAAAUAGCGCGCAAGGCCUCUCAGGUCAAGUGGGUCUCUCCUAGGUUCCCAGAGAGGCCUUCAACCUUAAACCUAGCCCCACCCCCUCUGCCAAGAAAGAACAGCAACAAAAAUGUACCAGUUGUCUCCCCUUCAAGUAAAGCAGACGCCACACCCCUUCAGCUUGCAGCAGUCAAGUCACCUGACCAUUCCCAGCCAAUCAACAUGUAUUUUGAGGAAACAGUUGGAUCAAAAAGCAAGAUUGGUUGUGCAAAUCAUGAAGGCCUUGAUGAAGCUAUAUAUGAGGAUGUUGACAAUUUGGCAAAGAUGAACGGCAACUUACAUGACAAUUUUCUACGUAACAGGACCUCAAGAGGCCGACAGUCACACCGCAGGCGUGCUAUACUGGAGUCAGCUUUAGCAGACGAGACAGUGAAACAGGCAGAACUUGAUUCCAAAACUUCCAUGCAAGUUUCAUCUACAUCCUCAUCAACACCAUCCACAGCAUCAUCAAUGGCAUCAUCCACAGCAUCAUCUUCAUCCACUCAGUCAGAUGAAACACAUGUUAAGUCACCAUCAAUAUUUUCUGCUUUGUCUUCCAAACUCUCCUUUGGCAAGAAGCAGUACAGGGCUAGCAGAGAUCAUGUAACUAAGAUGUGAAGUUGGUUUUAGAUCAUUGUUGUAAGUAGCUGG